Thermochaetoides thermophila DSM 1495 is the source of this 384-nucleotide messenger RNA. RefSeq names its product 60S ribosomal protein eL22. The transcript has 3 exons. The coding region runs from base 1 to 384 and encodes 127 amino acids. Gene Ontology annotation, biological process: cytoplasmic translation. Gene Ontology annotation, molecular function: RNA binding; structural constituent of ribosome. The record is from RefSeq and is a predicted model, not a curated record. NCBI's taxonomy places the organism in Eukaryota, Fungi, Ascomycota, Sordariomycetes, Sordariales, Chaetomiaceae. Gene Ontology annotation, cellular component: ribosome.
AUGGCUCCCGUCGCAAAGAAGUCUGGCGCCAAGGGCAAGGGCCCUAAGGUGACCAAGAAGUUCAUCAUCAACGCCAGCCAGCCGGCGAGCGACAAGAUUUUCGACGUGUCGGCCUUUGAGAAGUUCCUGAACGAACGCAUCAAGGUCGACGGCCGCGUCGGCAACCUGGGCGAUGUCAUCAAGAUUUCCCAGAUCGGCGACGGCAAGGUCGAGAUCAUUGCCCACAAUGACCUGUCGGGCCGCUACCUCAAGUACCUCACCAAGAAGUUCCUCAAGAAGAUGCAGCUCCGCGAUUGGCUCCGUGUUGUCGCCACCUCUAAGGGCGUCUAUGAGCUCAAGUUCUACAACAUCGUCAACGACGAGGCUGAAGAGGAGGAGGACUAA